AUGUCUUCAGGAAAUGCUCCCGACUUCAAAGCCACUGUUGUUAUGCCAGAUGGACAAUUCAAAGAUAUCAGCCUAAGUGAGUACAAAGGAAAAUAUGUUGCAUUCUUUUUUUUUUACCCUCUUGACUUUACUUUUGUCUGUCCCACGGAGAUCGUUGCUUUCAGUGAUAGAGCAGAAGAAUUUAAGAAACUCCACUGCCGAGUGAUUGGAGCUUCUGUGGAUUCUCACUUCUGUCAUGUGGCAUGGAUUAACACACCCAAGAAACAAGGAGGAUUGGGACCCAUGAGCAUUCCCUUGGUAUCAGAUCCCAAGCGCACCAUUGCUCAGGAUGAUGGAGUCUUAAAGGCUGAUGAAGGUAUCUCUUUCAGGGGCCUCUUUAUUAUUGAUGAUAAAGGUAGCCUUCACCAGAUAACAAUAAAUGAUCUUCCUGUUGGCCUCUCUGUGGAUGAGAUUCUGAGACUAGUCCAGGCCUUCUAGUUCACUGACAAACAUGGUGAAGUGUGCCCAGCUGGCUGGAAACCUGGCAGUGAUACCAUCAAGCCUGGCAUCAAUAAGAGCAAAGAGUAUUUCUCUAAGCAGAAGUGAGCA
Molecule: messenger RNA, 588 nt
Organism: Rattus rattus (black rat)
Lineage: Eukaryota; Metazoa; Chordata; Mammalia; Rodentia; Muridae
Product: peroxiredoxin-1-like
Exons: 1
Coding region: 1-477 (158 amino acids)
Biological process (GO): cellular response to stress; hydrogen peroxide catabolic process; cell redox homeostasis
Cellular component (GO): cytosol
Molecular function (GO): thioredoxin peroxidase activity
Source: RefSeq, a predicted model, not a curated record